GUGAAUAAAUGCGGAAGAGUCGCCCGAGAUCGGGAGACCAGGCGUGGGGGAGAGGUCCCGGGAGGCCUGGACCAGAGUCCUAACAGACCAGAGGCGAAACGGGAAGGCGCGCCAGAAAAGGAACAACGCAAAGGGAGCAGGCGUGCACGGAGCGCGAACUAAGGAACCCCUCUGACAACCCCAGUCCCUCUGCAGCUCCAGAGACCGGCUCCUCACGGAGGGUGGCGGUAGAGACCGUUAAGCCUCGCGGGCGCCGGGGCAGGCCGGACUGUGCCAUUCGUGGGGGGUUCCAUGUGGGAGCGAGCCGCCUCACCCAGGGCUGUCCAGCUAGAAACUCCCCGGUGCCACCCCCGCCUCAGUCCGAGGUAGACUCGGCCGGACGUGACGCAGCGUGAGGCCAAGGCGGCGUGAGUCUGCGCAGUGUGGGGCUGAGGGAGGCCGGACGGCGCGCGUGCGUGCUGGCGUGCGUUCACUUUCAGCCUGGUGUGGGGCUUGUAAACAUAUAACAUAAAAAUGGCUUCCAAAAGAGCUCUGGUCAUCCUGGCUAAAGGAGCAGAGGAAAUGGAGACGGUCAUCCCUGUAGAUGUCAUGAGGCGAGCUGGGAUUAAGGUCACCAUUGCAGGCCUGGCUGGAAAAGACCCAGUACAGUGUAGCCGUGAUGUGGUCAUUUGUCCUGAUGCCAGUCUUGAAGAUGCAAAAAAAGAGGAAGGAGAUUAUACUACCCCUGCUACUCUGCAGCGUGGACAUCCUUGCAUGUCACUACAUACAGGGACCAUAUGAUGUGGUGGUUCUACCAGGAGGUAAUCUGGGUGCACAGAAUUUAUCUGAGUCUGCUGCUGUGAAGGAGAUACUGAAGGAGCAGGAAAACCGGAAGGGCCUGAUAGCCGCCAUCUGUGCAGGUCCUACUGCUCUGUUGGCUCAUGAAAUAGGUUUUGGAAGUAAAGUUACAACACACCCUCUUGCUAAAGACAAAAUGAUGAAUGGAGGUCAUUACACCUACUCUGAGAAUCGUGUGGAAAAAGACGGCCUGAUUCUUACAAGCCGGGGGCCUGGGACCAGCUUCGAGUUUGCGCUUGCAAUUGUUGAAGCCCUGAAUGGCAAGGAGGUGGCAGCUCAAGUGAAGGCUCCACUUGUUCUUAAAGACUAGAGCAGCGAACUGCGACGAUCACUUAGAGAAACAGGCCGUUAGGAAUCCAUUCUCACUGUGUUCGCUCUAAACAAAACAGUGGUAGGUUAAUGUGUUCAGAAGUCGCUGUCCUUACUACUUUUGCGGAAGUAUGGAAGUCACAACUACACAGAGAUUUCUCAGCCUACAAAUUGUGUCUAUACAUUUCUAAGCCUUGUUUGCAGAAUAAACAGGGCAUUUAGCAAACUA
Pan troglodytes (chimpanzee) is the source of this 1375-nucleotide messenger RNA. It is a transcript of the gene PARK7, whose product is annotated as Parkinsonism associated deglycase. NCBI's taxonomy places the organism in Eukaryota, Metazoa, Chordata, Mammalia, Primates, Hominidae. Gene Ontology annotation, cellular component: cytoplasm; mitochondrion; nucleus. The coding region runs from base 659 to 1147 and encodes 162 amino acids. Gene Ontology annotation, molecular function: oxidoreductase activity, acting on peroxide as acceptor. Gene Ontology annotation, biological process: glycolate biosynthetic process; response to oxidative stress; glyoxal metabolic process. The transcript is spliced from 8 exons. The record is from RefSeq and is a predicted model, not a curated record.